UAGCCAGCAUUAGUUUUGAAUAUAGGAUGCUGUGAAAUGUAUUCUCAAUUUAUUCAGUCACAUGUUAUCCAUGUCUGAAGUUAGCUGUAACCACGUGUCCGGGGUGUGUUUUGGAGGAGCCAGUGGGUGAGCUAAAGGCAUUCCUCAUGGGUUAUGCAUGUGAAUGCAGCUUCAGGUUUCUCCUUGAAACAAGCAACACAACACUGAUACAAUGUAUAGCAUAAACUGUCAAAGCAUGACAGAUGUUCUACAUGCUCUGUCAGCUACCAAAAUUCUGCAGUAUUUUUAACAUGCCUGAAUAAUAUGCUACCAUUAACCAAGAAAUGUGUUUCCCUAGUUGGAGCAACAAUCACAUAUCGACAUCUAAGCCCCUGGGCUGCCCUCUGCUGCUCAGCAGCAAUACUGCAUGUCAAUACCUUUGACAAGAGUGAUGGUUCCUCAGAGAGAGUUGUACCCCUCUCAAGUUAAAGGAGACACUUAUAUAGCUGGAAAUAGAAUUUUCCUCUAGGUUUGUAACAUUACCAAAGGUUAUGUGAUGGCCCCGCAGAUUAGGGGAUAAACGGACAGAAAUUACACGGAAACCGGAAGCUAUUUUUAUAACAUAUCAAGACGAAGGCUAUCUGCUGUCUACAGUGUAAUAUUCAGUCCAGUGAACACUGACUCAACUCUUCCUGUGACUUUAUAGUGCAGUCUGCCUAUUCAUCCUGUUGUGUUACUGCAGUGUGUUCACAGUGCCGUCUCAUGGUAGGUGUGUGUGUGGGUGUGUAUUUAUACUGUGGCCUUGCAUCGCUUUGACGGAUAAACCUGCCUCUCCGUCUGUACAUGACGCGGUGGUUGUAAAUGUUCAUUGAAGUGUACAGCACCUGUAUGAACACUGGCCUACACUCAGUAAAAGACUAGGCUCAUGUGUACAGAAGUCGCUCCAUUAUUUUUGUAAAUUAUAAGGAAGAUGAUUUAUCUACUUUAGUGAAGAGAAUAAUAAAAUACUGAUGUGUAAACUAUUGUCCAUGACAUGCUGAUGCUCCAAUAAAUAAAGUUUUAGAAAAAAUCCUGUUCUAUGCAGUUUUUUGUAGACCAAGUGGGCCUAGUAAUUGCUUGAUUCACUAUUGAUGUAUUUCUACAACAGUUUGAUUAAAAGCAACGCAGAAUUUGGAAGGUAUGUGUCUUUUGCACAUUUGAGCAUCCAGUCAAUAUCCGUUUGCCUCUAGAAGGGAAGUCGCGCCCUCUCGCGGAGAUAGGUCUGGCCACUCCAUUGCUGACGUCAGUCAGAAAAUGAGUGCGUGCAGUCACGCACGCACCACUCCAGAGCCAAACUCAUAAACUACACCACCCAGAAAGCUUGCGUUCUACGUUUGCGCACUUCAGAACUCCAGGACGAAAAACGCAUACAGAUGGCCUAUUACGGACGUACACUGAGGACUACAAGUACCAAUAUAUACGCUUACGGAACGUUUUAAAGCCAUUUAAAUUUACGUGCAAAAUGGCCACGCAGGUGGACUUGGUUCGCGUGAAAGUAGAAAAUAAAACCAAAGACAGCUUGGAAAGGCAGGGCAAAGAAAAGAAGAAAAAGAAAAGGGAAUAUUCUCCAUCUGUUGACAAACACCAGAGAUCCGAAAAAGAUGUAAAGAAAGCGAAGCUCCAUCACUACAAUCAUCAGCAUGAUCUGUCGCGGCCAAAACACCCGGACCUACAGCCGCAGCUGCAGCGGGAGACCCACAGUCAACCGCGAACCUUUACCAAGGAACAAGUGCCCGUUCAUCACCGACAUCACCACAACAACCACCACCUUCACCAACAUGAUAUAAAGAGAGAAGGAACGGUGGUUUGGCCGAAGAUGACGCAGACCAAACUCCAAAAGCCUCCUGCGCCCACGGUUCUGCCUUCCGCUACCUUCACUUUCACGCCCCUGAAAGUAGCUAAGGCCAAGAGUCUCACCAGCAACAAGGAGAAGCACAAUGGAAGCGAACUCAAACUUAAACUUAAGAACGAAAACACCGAUGCAAACGUGAAGAUUGAAAUGUGCAAAAAGAAAAAGAAAGAAGCACGAGACGAGAACGGCAAGGUGCGUCUGAAGGAGGAGGCAGAGUACCUGCUCAAGCGGAAGAGGAGGAAGAAGAAGCACCGCGAGGAGGAGCGUGGUGGCGGCAGCGUUGCCGGAGUAGUAGGAGGAGGAGGAGGAGGAGGCGGCGGCAAGCAUUUCCACAUGCAUGACAAGGAGGUGCAGACGGAAUUGGAUACAGGAGCCUCAGCAAAGACGGAGCCCCAGGUGCAGCCCCAGCCCUUCCUCUCCCACCAGGACCACUCCAUUCGCCUGAUGGCGCUCCCCAGUGCCCACUUCUGUGGCCUCAUGCACGAGGAGGUGCAGCCCAAUGGAGGCGGCCGCAUCCUGCACGCCUACGCCGACGAGCUGGCCCACCUGCGGCCCGCCGAGCAGGAGCGCUUCGCUCAGGACUUCCUCGAGAGGGCCUUCUCAGAGAGGACUGGCGCCGCUCGCUACGCCCUGGCCGUGGUGCAUGGGGCAGCCGCCUACCUGCCCGACUUCCUGGACUACUUUGCCUUCAACUUCCCCAACACGCCUGUCAAGAUGGAGAUGCUGGGCAAGAAAGACAUCGAGACCACCACCAUCGCUCACUUUCACUCACAGGUGAACAGGACGUACUGCUCAGGUACUUACCGCUCUGGGGCUAUGCGGCAGAUCAGCCUGGUGGGUGCUGUGGACGAGGAAGUGGGCGACUUUUUCCCAGAGUUCCUGGACAUGCUGGAGGAGUCUCCCUUCCUGAGGAUGACUUUGCCCUGGGGUAGUCUCUCUAGUUUGAAGCUGGACUGCAGGUCUCAGAGCGAUGACGGCCCCAUCAUGUGGGUACGGCCAGGGGAGCAAAUGGUGCCCACAGCAGACGUGCCCAAAUCACCAUUCAAACACCGCAGGUCGGUGAGCGAGUUGCGGGCGCUGCAGUACGUGCGUCGUGCCUGUGAGCGGCGAGAGGUGCUGUUUGAGGACCGCACACGAGCGCACGCUGACCACGUUGGCCAGAGCUUCGACUGGAGGAGCACUGCAGCCGUGGGAGUCCUCAAGGCUGUGCAGUUUGGAGAAUGGAGCGAACAAUCUCGGGUCACCAAAGACGUGGUGUGCUUCCAGGCUGAGGACUUCAAUGAGGUGGUGCAGAGGCUACAGCUGGACCUCUAUGAGCCACCCGUGUCACAGUGUGUGCAGUGGGUGGACGACGCCAAGCUGAACCAGCUUCGCCGCGAGGGCGUCCGGUACGUGCGCGCCCAACUCUGCCACCAGGACAUCUACUUCAUCCCACGCAACGUGGUGCACCAGUUCAAGACCGUUUCAGCCGUCUGCAGCCUGGCCUGGCACAUCCGCCUCAAGCAGUACCAACCCGAGCCCACGCCCGCUCACAGCAACGGCACGGCUGAGCCCGCGUCCUCAAAGGGCGACCACGUGGCGCAGCCACCAACCAGUCCAGACAGACUGCCACCGGCUACGGCAGCGCAGAACUCGGACCCUGCCCCAAAAGCCUCACACUCACCCUCGGAAUGACCCAGAUCCCAAAAUGGCUGAUAUUAUGAAGACCUCUCAUUUGCAGUCCUCUUUAAAAAAAAAAGGGAGUGUCAGACAAACUCUUGGAUGAAUGAUGCUUAUAAAGUAUAGUGAUAUUUUGUAUUUAUUUCGUUUUUAUUUGUAUUGAAUUGACCCCAGAAGUACUGUCUUGAUUCCUCUCAGGCCAAAGUGUGCCGCUUUAGAAGCUUGGUGUUUGUCAGUGAGGUAUUUGAUAUUAGUUGCAAAGGAAUGCGGUACACCAUGGGACACAGUUACACAGAGAAGUGCCUAUCCCUUACUGAAAGCGCCAUUCAAGUCUCAUCUACUGGCUGCCUGAUGGGAAUCUCUGAGAUGAUAAGAAAGAGCGAGGGAGAGCGAUAGAGAUGAUCACUUGUCUGGCUGGUAGACUUCAGCUUCGAGAAGAACUGACAUUGGUGAUUGUCUCCUCUGCUGGAGGAACUAGAGGAACUUUGAUGCUUUUCUUCCAUUGGGAAAAAAAAAACAACGACUGCAUCAGCCAAACUUUUUCUUUCUAAGUUAGCUGAGUUGAUGUGUGCAGUGAAAGAACCCUCUACACCCAGACCUGCUGCUACUGCACGGUUUUGGACCUUAUGAUGGUCUCUUAUCGGUUGUCCUGUUUCUGCACUUGGCAGAGUUCUGUGGGUCUUUGAGGAAAUCUAGUUAGUGAAUCCAGUGUGUGUGUGUGUGUGUGUGUGUGUGUGUGUGUGUGUGUGGUUGCACAUGUGAGGGCCUCCUCUAUGUUUGUUUCAGUAGCUGGGAAUUGGUGCUGUACCUACAUUAUGACCAUAUCAUAGCCUAAGGUUUGAGUAAAACCCACUGAAACGGGUGCAAGUUUGGACUGUGGCUGGCUCUUCCAUGUGGCUUCUAGUUGUGUGCAAUUUUGAGUGUAUUUAUAUAGAUAUAUAUAUAAUAUUUAUUUGUAAACAUUCAGGCAUCUUGUCCAAGCAACAGUAUCUGAUGCCUUGAAGUAUUCUUCCAACAUAAAGUCAUUAAGCAGUCACUUUAAUCCAAAGCAUACUGCAGUACAUGUAAACUUUACAUCUCAUCUGCACUUGUGCUCUGUGAGUAUUGACCUUUGACCUUAGUCCAUCGGCAUUGCUACUGCUUUCCUCUAGCCGUUGAGCAACAGGAGUACCAAAAUAGAGCCGUUGUUAAAUGGUCAUUGACACAAAGUGUCUUCAUUUUCACCUCAAGAAUUAAGAUGAAAGGACAAUUGUAAAGGGUAUUAUUCUCUUUACAGGGGUUGAAGAGUCUCAAGUUCAUAUACCUAGAUCAUUUUUUAUUUAUUCCCUGGACUAAAGUGAUUUUUAUAUUAAUGAUUUUUAUAAUGUUAUAGUAGUGUGUUUCAUGUAGGAUACAAUUUUGUGAAGAUUUCUCUUGACGCAUGAAUUUAAUUUAAAAUGUUUCUGUGGUAAAUUUUAGCGUACGCUUUCUCGCAAGACGUACAUAUUGCUGUAUAUGUUGCUGUGUGUGUGUGUGCUAGGGCGUGUGUGUGCGCUAGGGCGUGUGUGCUUGUGAAGCUAGGGUCCUUCGCUUCAUACCAGUGACUCAAGUCCACACGGUAUCAAACAACUGAUCUGGUCACCCUAAAUUCAAACCAUGCAUUUCACCACAAGGUCAGACCAACAGUACAAGUCCUUUUAUAUAAAACAAACGCAUGUAGUCCAAAGAUCAGACCAUUAAAGUCGGAGUCCACGAUUCUGGGUACAGGUUGUUGAGUUUCAACAGCCAAUCAAAGUACCCCCCCCCCCUUCCGUGGGCCUGAAGCAAUACGUUGAUUGGCUGGAAUUGUUUAUGGCUCAGUCUGACCCACUCUGUUUCCUAUUUAUAUUGUCACACAAGGUCGUGGACUGCACCUUAAACCGUACUGGUGAUCGAACUACUGACUAGGUCUGUCAAGUAACCCAUUUCGAUCAAACCUGUUAUCUGAGCCCCCACAAAAUCAGACCAGAGUUACCAUAGCAACUGGUUACAGGAGAAGCACUGGCAACACAAUCUUGGGGUUGACACGGCGGUGACCUUUCCUGGUGUAGUCAGGAGUAAAAUGGACUACAAGCCUUUGUGCCCUCAGCGGCCUCAUACCUCCACAACAAGAUUAUGAUUGACUAUUGUGUGUUAUCUUGCAAUAAUUAUAGGUGUGUUCCUGUGGCAUUGUGUGGUCCUUGGACUUGAAAAAGUAGUUUUCCUUCAGUUUCAACUGGAGCUGUUGCAACUGCUCUGUGAAAUGUAGGACUUGAAGAUGUUGUAAUUAUUAUUAUGGAGGAUUUCACUUCAGUGCAUAGAUUAUUGGGGGCAAAAUUCUUUGACCUACAGAGUACUUCUCCCCCUCUUAUUCGGCAGCUAAUUCAGUUGUUUUGUAACAAUGUUCUUGCCAGGAUUGGAUUGUUUGUAUUCGAGGAACAGGUGCCUGAGCUUGGGAGGCAUGUUGUGUGUCAGUGAACUCAAUAAAAGCUCUCAUUGAUGUUUGUAUUCAAA
Molecule: messenger RNA, 6040 nt
Organism: Clupea harengus (Atlantic herring)
Lineage: Eukaryota; Metazoa; Chordata; Actinopteri; Clupeiformes; Clupeidae
Gene: rsbn1
Product: round spermatid basic protein 1
Cellular component (GO): nucleus
Source: RefSeq, a predicted model, not a curated record